Molecule: messenger RNA, 2172 nt
Organism: Thermothelomyces thermophilus ATCC 42464
Lineage: Eukaryota; Fungi; Ascomycota; Sordariomycetes; Sordariales; Chaetomiaceae
Exons: 3
Coding region: 338-1894 (518 amino acids)
Biological process (GO): GABA catabolic process
Cellular component (GO): mitochondrion
Molecular function (GO): pyridoxal phosphate binding
Source: RefSeq, a predicted model, not a curated record
UUGGGAAAGACGAGAAGUCUGGGAAGGUGUGUUUGCAUUGACGUAAUCUAAUCAAUUGAUUCUGGGACCACAGCUACCCGGAGCUCCUCUCCCUUGUCAACGGCUUCCCCGCAAUCCAAACCAACGCUGAUCGAACCCCGGACAGAGCCCAGAGCCUGGUCUGCCAGGGUCCAACGGCCUGAAGCCAAUAUAAGCCGGCGAUAUCCUUCAGGAUCACCUGUUGGGGUUCCCCCUCGCUCCCCGUGUUAUUUGCAAUUGAAACCAGUCGGCAACCCCGCGGGAAAGUUGAGAUCGAGAGUGUUGAUUUUGACAUAGACUCCCCUGUUCAGACGGCAUCAUGUCGGCAAGCAGAGCGCUCCGGGGCAGUAACGCGCUGUUGUUGCGUGCUGUGUCCACAUCCCCGUCCUCAUCGUCCACGGCUGCCCGGGCGGGCCGGUCCGCUGCCCUGGCCCUCGAGUGCCGCCGCCGAUUCACUGCCUCGGCCCGCGCCAUGUCGUCCUUCUAUGCUGAUUGGGAGCCCGAAGGCCCCUCGGUCAAGACCCCGAUCCCCGGCCCCAAGUCCAAGGCCGCCAUCGCCGAGCUAGACGAGGUAUUCGACACGCGCAGCUUGAACAUGCUCACCGACUACACGAGGUGCGCGGGCAACUACAUUGCCGAUCUGGACGGCAAUGUGUUGCUGGACGUCUACGCACAAAUUGCCUCCAUUCCGCUCGGAUACAAUAACCCGGCCCUUCGUCAGGCCGCCAGCAGCCCCGACAUGAUCAACGGCAUCAUCAACCGUCCUGCCCUGGGCAACUUCCCCUCGGCCGAGUGGGCCAACAUCCUCAAGACGAGCAUUCUCAAGGUCGCCCCCAAGGGUCUCAACCAAGUCUUCACGGCCAUGGCUGGUUCGGACGCCAACGAAACCGCGUACAAGGCCGCCUUUAUGUGGCGCCGCCAGCGCGACCGGGGCGGCCCGUCCGCCGAGUUCACCGAAGAGGAGAUGAACUCAGCCAUGAAUAACCAGUCACCGGGCUCGUCCAAGCUUUCCAUCCUCUCCUUCAAGACGGGUUUCCACGGCCGCCUCUUCGGUUCCCUCUCCACCACCCGCUCCAAGCCUAUCCACAAGGUCGACAUCCCUGCCUUCGACUGGCCGCAGGCCACCUUUCCGCAGCUCAAGUAUCCCCUGGAUCAGCACGCAGCCGAUAACGCGGCCAUCGAGCGCGCCGCCCUCGACGAGGUCGAACAUCUUAUCACAACCUAUCACGUCCCGCCUUGCGCCGUGGUCGUCGAGCCGAUCCAGUCCGAAGGCGGCGACAACCACGCGACGCCGGCCUUCUUCCGCGGCCUGCGCGAGAUCACGCGCAAGCACGGCGUGCUGCUCAUCGUCGACGAGGUCCAGACCGGCGUCGGCGCAACCGGCCGCUUCUGGGCGCACGAGCACUGGGACCUGCCGCACCCGCCCGACAUUGUCACCUUCAGCAAGAAGGCCCAGACGGCCGGCUACUACUUUGGCGACCCCUCCCUGCGGCCCAACCGCCCGUACCGCCAGUUCAACACGUGGAUGGGUGACCCAGCCCGGGCGCUCCUGUUCCGUGCCAUCAUCGACGAGAUCGAGAAGCAUGAUCUGGUCAGGCACACGGCCGAGGUCGGCGACUACCUAUACGGGAAGCUGGAGCGCCUGGCCGCCAGGUAUCCUGACGAGUUCCGGAACCUGAGGGGCAAGGGGAUGGGCACCUUCAUUGCCUUCGACAGCCCCAGGAGGGACGAGUUCCUGGCCAAGGCCAAGACCUUCGGCGUCAACAUUGGCGGCUGCGGCCAGAACGCUGUCCGGCUGCGCCCCAUGCUCAUCUUUGAGAAGAAGCACGCCGACAUUUUGGUUGACACACUGGAAAAGAUUGUCACGUCCUGGUAAAAGAAGACGUGUUGAGCCGUCGCGAAGUGAGGUCAGGAGAGGGUGGGGGGGUACGAUGGCGUGUUCAUUGCCUGGCCGACGGGAAGUUUGAGGAUACCGGUUUGGAGUGUUGUGGGCCGGGUGCGGUCAACCAAAACAGUGCACCGGGGAACAAUAAUUAACUAGUGUCUUGCUCUCAUGUUCUCGGUUGCGCAGAAGGCGGUUCUGACCGGUACGUAAAGUAUAUAUACAUUCGUACCGAGCCGGACCGCAAAGAUCGAGCACAUCCAUUUAGGGUU